Molecule: messenger RNA, 480 nt
Organism: Rotaria sp. Silwood2
Lineage: Eukaryota; Metazoa; Rotifera; Eurotatoria; Philodinida; Philodinidae
Source: the annotation of a GenBank genome assembly
AUGUUUGGUGGUACAAGUGGUGACUACUUCGAUGAUUCUUCACUACCGGAUUUCACUUGUCAUCAUUUAAGCGGCAUCGCUGCUUAUGGUCAUGAUGACAGUAUGGAAUCAUAUCAGUUCCUCUAUUCUUCUGAUGAUGAUGAUCAAAAUCCAAUAGAAUCACAGAUUCAUGGCAAUCAAAAUUCUAUAAUUAUAAAAAAAUUCGAAUUUGAUAAAGAUGAAAACUUAGACACAGUAGAAGGACAGCUUAUUAAUGAAUACAGUGUCUCUCCUAACGGCACAAACUUAACAACAUCACGAAUCACGGGACUUCAAUUUUUUUCAACAAAAGGUCGAGCAAGUCCAUCAUACAAUGGCCGAUUGGGUCAAACGUUCACCGAAAAGUUUGAUGGAUACAUUUUAGGCUAUGUUACUGGAAGAUCAAAUCAUCAUAUUACUCAACUACAGUUCUUUUGGUAUCGAACAGAAAAUAAAUGUUAA